AUGAGAACUCACAUCACCGCCGAUCCUUCUUCUCUCUCACUAAAAUUUAGGGCGAUGGUGGGAUCAUCACCGGCAGUGGCAACACCGUCGUCUAAGAUGCAUAGGAAUCUGGCUGCUACUCCCAGCGGUUCCAGACUUCGGGAUGAGAAUAGAAAUAUUGUUGCUACUCCAGGCGGUUCCAAAAUUCGGGAGGAGAAAAUUAGGGUCACUGUUCGGAUGAGGCCACUCAACAGGAAGGAACAAGCCAUGUAUGAUUUAGUUGCUUGGGAUUGUUUGGAUGAGCAAACCAUAGUGUUCAAGAAUCCAAAUCAAGAGAGACCUGCAAUACCAUACACUUUUGAUAGAGUUUUUGCUCCUGCAUGCUCAACUCAAAAGGUGUAUGAUGAAGGGGCUAAAGAUGUUGCUUUAUCAGCACUUUCAGGAAUCAACGCAACAAUAUUUGCUUAUGGGCAGACCAGCAGUGGUAAGACAUUCACGAUGAGAGGGAUCACAGAAAAUGCUAUUAGGGACAUCUAUGAUUACAUCAACAAUACACCGGAUAGGGAUUUUGUUUUGAGAAUCUCUGCUUUAGAAAUCUAUAAUGAGACUGUCAUAGACCUUCUUAAUCGUGAUUCUGGUCCUCUACGGCUAUUGGAUGAUCCCGAGAAAGGGACUAUUGUGGAAAAGCUGAAUGAAGAAGUAGCCAAGGAUGGUCAACAUCUAAGGCAUUUAAUUAGCGUCUGUGAAGCUCAUAGGCAAGUGGGGGAAACUACUUUAAAUGAUAAAAGUUCAAGAUCACAUCAAAUAAUCAGGCUGACUGUAGAGAGCUUCCUUCGUGAAAGUGCAGACCGUGUAAAAUCUUACAUAGCCAGUUUGAAUUUUGUGGAUCUUGCUGGAAGUGAACGUGUAUCUCAAACAAAAACAUGUGGAACAAGAUUGAAGGAAGGAAGCCACAUUAACAGAAGUUUAUUAACACUUGCAUCAGUCAUCAGGAAGCUAAGUUGUGGAAUACAUGGUCACAUACCAUAUAGAGAUUCAAAACUGACACGGAUAUUGCAGUCUUCACUUGGGGGAAAUGCUCGAACAGCGAUUAUAUGCACCGUUAGUCCAUCCUUAAGUCAUGUGGAGCAAACAAGAAAUACACUAUCUUUUGCUACCAGUGCAAAGGAAGUUGUUAAUACUGCCCGAGUGAAUAUGAUUGUUUCAGAAAAGACGCAAGUUAGAGAAUUGCAAAAAGAAGUUGCAAGGCUUGAAGGAGAGUUAAAAAACCCUGAACUGUCUGCACAUGCAUGUCUAAGGUCUUUGCUAGCUGAAAAGGAAUUGAAAAUUCAGCAGUUGGAAAAGGAUAUGGAAGAUUUGAGGCGACAGAGAGACAUUGCACAAAGUCAACUGGAUCUUGAAACACGAGCAAAUAAAGUUCAGAAGGGAACAAGUGAUUGUGGGCCCUCGAGUCAAGUUGUCAGAUGUCUUUCUUUUGCUGAAGAAACUGAAUUAGCUAGUGGUAACCAUACUCCAGAGAGAAGGGUAACAGUAAGCAGGCAGGCAAUGCUGAAAAAUUUAUUGGCUUGUCCUGAUCCAUCGAUACUUGUGGAUGAAAUUCAAAAGCUUGAACAUCGGCAGCUACAACUCUGUGAGGAUGCAAACCGAGCACUUGAGGUUCUGCAUAAGGAUUUUACAACCCAUAAUCUUGGAAAUCAAGAAACAGCUGAAACCAUGUCGAAAGUACUGUCUGAAAUAAAAGACUUGGUAGCUGCUAGUUCUACAGCAGAAGAAAUCGUGAAAGCAGAUAAGACCAACCUGAUGGAAAAGAUCACUCAGUUGAAAAAUCAAGGGAACACUAUUUCAUCUUUAGAAAGGAAGCUGGAGAAUGUUCAGAAAUCUAUAGAUAAGCUGGUAUCUGCUUUUGGUACCGAGGAGACUCCAGACAGUAAAACCCAGCAUAGAAAGAAGAAAAAUCUUCCUUUCAGCUUAAACAACAGCCCCAGUAUGCAACACAUAAUACGAGCUCCUUGCUCGCCUCUCUCUUCUCGUAAAGCAAUGGAACGUGAAAUUGAGAACAGAGUUCCCAACAUUUUAUCCUCUGGCGGUGAUACUUCAGCAAGGUUUCAUAAAGAUACCCCGCGAAAAGAUGAUGAAAGCUGUGGUUCUAUUGUAUCACGGGAAGGUAGCCCUGCUUCGCGGCAAUCAAAAUCAGUAAAUGUAAAGAAAAUUCAGAAAAUGUUCAAGAAUGCUGCUGAGGAGAACAUUCGAAGUUUUAGAGUUUAUAUUACGGAGUUAAAAGAGCUGGUGGCUAAAUUGCAUUACCAGAAACAACUUUUGGUUUGCCAGGUUUUGGAGCUUGAAGCAAACAAGUCUGUAACCGAAGAAAUGGAUACAACUGAUCAAUCUCCUUUAUCAUGGCACAUGCAAUUUACACAGCAGAGAAAUCAAAUUAUCAUGUUAUGGCAUUUGUGCCACAUUUCUCUGGUGCACCGAACACAAUUUUAUCUUUUGUUAAGAGGAGAUCCUUCUGAUCAGGUGUAUAUGGAAGUUGAACUUAGAAGGUUGACUUGGCUGGAACAGCAUCUGGCAGAGCUUGGGAAUGCUAGUCCAGCUCUUCUAGGUGAUGAACCUGCAGACUCAGUUUCGGCAAGCAUCAAAGCGUUGAAGCAGGAAAGGGAAUAUCUUGCCAAGAGGGUUAGCAGACUUACCACAGAGGAGAGGGAACUGCUUUAUGAAAGAUGGGAAGUUCCUCCGGUAGGAAAACAAAGGAGGUUGCAAUUUGUUAAUAAAUUAUGGACUGACCCAUAUAACAUGAAACAUAUAAAAGAAAGUGCAGAAAUUGUAGCAAAAUUGAUUGAUUUUUGUGUAUCGAAUGAAAAUAGCAAGGACAUGUUUGCUUUGAACUUUUCUAGCCCUUAUAAUAGGAAAACAUGGGCAGGGUGGAACUUUAUUUCAAAUCUUUUGAAAUUGUAA
Messenger RNA from Vicia faba (fava bean), 2934 nucleotides. The record is from the annotation of a GenBank genome assembly. NCBI's taxonomy places the organism in Eukaryota, Viridiplantae, Streptophyta, Magnoliopsida, Fabales, Fabaceae.